CUUCAAGAGCUGCUGAAGUGUCGCAACCGCCGGCUGCGGCUACAGAAAGAACAGCAUGGRAAAUAUUGGGUGGUGCAGAACCUGAUUAGCGGACGACUCAGUCGUCGCAUGGCCUGCGCCGAGUCCAUAACGUACACCACCAAUGGCGAUUAUACGUUCUUCGAUAACCUCGAAACAAUUGCCGAUCGGUGGUUCGGCCCCAUUAGCUUUGCCAUACACACACCUGGCUAUGAUCUGAAUGCCACACUAGAUGCCAUUCAGUACGUGAGAAACUGUUUGCCUGGCAGCCAGUUGAUCAGCGACUUUGUUAGCUUUCACGUUUACUUCUCCAAUGAGCACAUGCCCGAGUAUGUGCCGUUCGAUGAGGAGGAGGCCCUCAAUUGGCCCUACCGAUGCGUGGAUGAGAAUGGCACUCUGUUGGCACCGCCCUAUCUGCAGAACCGGACGACCAUGUACAAGGYGCAGGCCAAUCUGACGUAUCCCAUCAAUGUGGGCCGAAAUAUCGCUCGCAGGGCUGUCAAUACGCAUUUCAUAUUCGCCUGCGACAUCGAG
Molecule: messenger RNA, 552 nt
Organism: Drosophila arizonae
Lineage: Eukaryota; Metazoa; Arthropoda; Insecta; Diptera; Drosophilidae
Product: beta-1,4-glucuronyltransferase 1
Source: RefSeq, a predicted model, not a curated record